Williopsis jadinii is the source of this 3246-nucleotide messenger RNA. RefSeq names its product Tho2p (gene THO2). Gene Ontology annotation, biological process: mRNA processing; mRNA export from nucleus. Lineage: Eukaryota; Fungi; Ascomycota; Saccharomycetes; Phaffomycetales; Wickerhamomycetaceae. Gene Ontology annotation, cellular component: THO complex part of transcription export complex. The record is from RefSeq and is a predicted model, not a curated record. The transcript has a single exon. The annotation marks the transcript as partial. Gene Ontology annotation, molecular function: mRNA binding.
AUGGACUAUUUGAUUCGACACUUGGUUGACCAGCCAAGGUAUAAUCUCUUGCACGAGUCCGCAGAAGGUUAUUCAAAGGUUAUCACUAUUCUUUCAGACGUUGCAGGUUCUGAAUUCUCUAAAUUUCAAGUAUCUGCCGUUCUCAAUUCGAUUGACAUUUGCAUAGGUCAUUUCAACUUAGACACAACUAUGGUCUUGAACUUAAUUAUUUGUAUUGGUGCUGAAUUUUCCACCGUGAACUACAGAUUCUUCUUGGAGUUGUUGGAAAAUUCGCAAUGGUUCCCAAAGGUCAAGUCUGAGAUCUCAUCUUUGGAAUCGUUAAACGAAGGAGGCAGCGAGGAUGCAGUUAGAUUCAUAGCCUCCAACUUACGUGUUCUUGCCAAAACUCCGUCUAGUGAUGAAGAGUUGAAGCGUUUCAUGAGAUUUACCUGUAUGCUUAUGAAAAUUGGAUUCAUUUCGUUUGGUGCCUUGUACAAGUUGUUGGGGCCUAGCUCAGAAGUGAUGCUUACAUUAUCAGAGAAAAUCAAACAAAACAUUGACGAGGAGAUUUUCAAAGCUUCAGCAAAUGCUUUAGCUCUAAGUGGACCGUUAGCUGAUGAUGAAGAUGACGAAGAAGAUAACAAGACCCAGUCAACCGAAAGCCAGGAGAAAAGUGCAGAGCAGUGCGACGUGAAUUUCAAACUUCUCUUACUGAAAUCACUACUUGAGAAUGGCUUGUAUUUCCCUUCCCUAUACAUUUUGGUUGAAUAUCCAACAUUGGCUUUUGCAGAUGAUGAAGUACCUAAGCUUAUUCUGAGAAUUUUCAAGCAUAUGAUUGAACCGUUCCUUUGCCAGGAGCAGAUUCUAUCCGAGGAACAAUCAAGGAAACUUACAACACCUUUGGUUAAAGAUCUCGCGAGACAUGAUGAUAUCAAGGAGGUGUCGUAUCCCUUGAGCAAUGGACGCUUUGUGUGUUAUUUUUACAGAGAGUGGACAGAAGGUUUACCUUCUGUUGAAAAUGAGGAAAGUUUGAUCAAGUACUCCAAUGAGUUUUUAUCCUUUGUUGGUGCAAAAUUGGGAGAGGAUUUCUUAUUAGUCUCAAAAAUCUGCAAAGCUAUCACGGCCUUCCUCAAGAAGACUAAAAACUCUAAAAGUUACGAAAAGGAACUAGAAACUUGGUUUGAAUAUUACAGGAAGUUUAUAUUCCCAGCACUGAGUUUUGGUCAUGAAAAUCCUAUCCUUGUCCAUGACUCAUUCCAACUGCUCGUCCUAUUUCCUGUGGCCUGGCGUUAUAACCUAUAUGGUGAACUACUGAGGGUUACCUCAAAAAAUAACCAGUUUGUGAAGUUGAAUUACUCCAAGGCUGAGAAGCAGACCAAAGAUGUCUUGAAGAGAUUGACCACAACUAAUGUUAAAGAGACUAUGAGACGAUUGGCAAAGAUCGCCUUUGCCAAUCCACUUCCUGCGUUCUCUGUGAUCUUGAACCAGAUUGAGAGUUAUGACAACUUGACAGAUUUGGUGGUUGAUUCUGCACGUUACUUCAACGAUUAUGCGUGGGAUGUGUUACCAUUUGCUAUUUUAACACGACUGACUCAACGCAGGCAAGCACUUCAAGAUGAUGGAAUCAAUGAUUCAACAUGGUUACAAUCGCUGUCCGUAUUCAUUGGAAAGAUUUCAAAACAUUAUAAAGAACUUGAAUUAGACACCAUUUUGAUGUUCUGCACGAGGUCACUCCACCAUAAGGAUCGUGUCGGACUCACUGUCUUAAAGCAAUUGAUUGCGCAUAUGGGAGGUAUCCAGCGUUAUACAAACUUGAUUCCUAGUCAGAUCAAGUUUUUGAACAGCGGAUUAGCUUUGCAGAAAGUAACACGCAAAACAAUUUUGGAUACCAGAGAUGAAUCAAUUAAUAGUGGAUUGAGACUAAUCAAUUCGAUGCGCAGGUCUGGAGAUCUCAACGAGUUAUUCAUCUUGUUACACAAUUACCACGUGUCAGUUAUACGUGAUUCCGAUGAUACUAUACCGUUCAAGGUGUUAUGUGAUCAUUCUGAUGAGUCAGCAGCUGUUUUACACACGUUUUGUCAGAUGAUUACUUUCUUCAGUCACAGCGCAAACUAUGAUUUGUUUCAACAUUAUAUUGCACCUUUGGAUGACAUGAUCUCAGAGUACAACAUCGGUGUUGCUUGGGCAUUUGAAUUAUGGAGAUCUAAGCUUCCACUUGAGUUUGAUGCCAAUCUUGAAUCUACGAGUAUCGAUUUGACAGAUUUAUCAAAAACUCUCUUCAAUGACUUCUGGAAGCUGAGCUUGUAUGACAUCAACUUCGAUGCUGACGUUUAUACUGCAGAACUAGCAAAAGUGACUGCACAAAACAAGAGUAUUGAGAAAGAAGUUAAGAUAACUCUCAUGGAUAUCCGUGAAAAGAAUAGCAGAGAAAAUGUUAGGUUGAGAGAGAGAUUGCAGAAGAGUCAUAAGAUUAAUAAUGAGGUGAUCAAUGGCUUACCUCGUGAUCUAGAAAAACACAGACAACACUCAGAACUAAUUUCAAAUACUAUUGAUGAUCAUCGCUCACUAUGGUUCUCAUCCGAAGAGCCUACAGAGAAUGAAAUCGAGGCAUUUAUCCAAUUUUGUGUCAUUCCACGUGUUACACAUUCCGAAAGUGGUGCUAUAUUCAGUGCUACUUUCAUUAGCACUCAGCUAAGUAUGUUCAUUUCCAAAGCAGUGCUCAAUAAACUCUUUGAAAGUGGAAUACUUGGAACUUUGUUAUACUCGUCAACUCCAAUUGAGGCCGAGAAUAUUGGACUGUUUGUCGGGGAAGUUAUUGGCUCGUUCCAACGUAAGAGCGAGGUUGACCUAAAGAAGUCCUCUUUCCACUGGUUACAGGAAAUUGUGCCUGUGGUAAAGAACAAUCUGAUAUACGUCGAAAGUUAUAUGGCAAGGAGAAACACUUUAACAUUCCUCAAGAAUUUAAUUCCCAUGAUAACCACCAAGACAAUAGGAAUUAGUCUUCAUUCAAUUGUGGAAGAGGUGGGGAAAAUUGAAACUAGAGAUGAUUUGAAGCUUGCAUGCUCUGCCGUCUUUGCAUUACUUCAAGGGUCUUCUAAAAACUGGGUUAACAUUUGGGACGUCGUUGAGCUUGAUGAACAGGAGCGCUCCCUCCUUGAAGCAGAGUCCGAAAAAAUACUUCGCAGACAAAAACUUGUGAAAGAGGAAGAGAAACGUCUGCUGGCAAAGAAAGCUGAAGAGGAACGUGCUAUUAGGCUUGCCGAAAUC